Messenger RNA from Vavraia culicis subsp. floridensis, 1163 nucleotides. RefSeq lists its product as uncharacterized. The record is from RefSeq and is a predicted model, not a curated record. Bases 1 to 765 code for a protein of 254 amino acids. The transcript has a single exon. Lineage: Eukaryota; Fungi; Microsporidia; Pleistophoridae.
AUGGCAGAAUUAAUUUUUCUGGGCACCGGACCAUCCUCUGGCAUACCAUCGCUCAAGUGCCGGCUAUCGGGCUCGUGCAGAGUGUGCGACACGGUAAAACGCACAAAUGUAAGUGUUAUAGUCAACAAGAACGCUUCGUCCAUCCUGAUAGAUUGCGGCAAGCAUUUCUACACCCAGUACAACCAGUAUCUGUCCAUGUACAAAAACACAGCAAUACCGGAGCUGGUAAUUACGCAUCCUCAUGCCGAUGCGAUCGGUGGCAUUGAUACGUAUUUGAUGAUGUGCACGGGAAAGAAAAACGUAUAUUCGUCCAAGUUCACGCUUGAUUACAUCAAAAAAUCAAACGAGUACUACUUCGUAAAACCGGGUGAUGCGGGUCACAGGGGGUAUUUUCAUCCCAAUGUGCUGGGCGACAAGCAGAUCAAAGAGAUCUGUGGUAUCAAAGUGCAGGCUUUUGAGGUUGAUCAUGGCGGAAUAAAGUCGCUAGCGUUUCUUCUUGAUGAUAAAAUACUUUACAUUUCGGAUACGAGCGAUCUGCAUCCGAUUCCCGAAGAGUUUUAUCACAGGGAUGUGCUCAUAAUAGACUGCCUUACGAUAGACAGGCACGUGCGGGGACAUCUCAAUCUGCAGGACGUAAAGAGGUACGCUGAUCUUUUAAAGCCGAAGAAGGUAAUUUUGACCGGUUUAUCACAUCACGUUGGGCAGGUUGAAUCUUUGGAGGGAUUUUGCAUGGCGUACGACGGUAUGAGAAUCGAAUUUAAUUAAAUGCGUUGCAGUACCUGAUGAGACGGCACUGGUUUGAACUCAUCAGCCUAAAAGGUAAUUUAUUUUGGCUAGUUGCUCAACACUUGGUACCAGUUUUGUGCACUACGUUCAUUGAGGGGGUGGAACAGCAGCAGGACUUAGAAAGUAAGCUAUGAAAAGAAUUGUUUGGUUCAAAUGCCUAGCUUUGCGAUUUGCAUCGUAGUUUGCAAUUGCUUCCCGUCAUUUACAAGCGGUGCGUACAACUAAAUGUGUAGUUACUGCGAGAGAGUGGUUGGCAGAUGGGUGUAGAGCUGAGAUGGUGACCAUCAUUCUUUACUGGUGCAGCAACAACGAUUUGUUCCUACCACUUUCUCACACUUCUUGUUUUCAUGCAAAUUUGCUAUCACUCCGCUGCUGCG